Molecule: messenger RNA, 1809 nt
Organism: Metarhizium robertsii ARSEF 23
Lineage: Eukaryota; Fungi; Ascomycota; Sordariomycetes; Hypocreales; Clavicipitaceae
Product: Flavin monooxygenase-like protein
Exons: 6
Coding region: 1-1809 (602 amino acids)
Source: RefSeq, a predicted model, not a curated record
AUGUCCAACAUCUUGAUACAAGCCUCUAAACAUCAAUACUAUAGAGUUUCGGGGAUUUUGAUGGCCUGUAAAAUUCGGAUGCAUUUAGCAGCAUUUGUCGAUUUUCAGAUACUGGAAAAGAAUUCCGAACUGGGAGGAACUUGGCAAGAAAACCGAUACCCAGGCUGCGCAUGCGACGUCCCAAGCCACUGCUACCAAUUCUCCUUUGCACCAAAUCCAGACUGGUCCCGGAUGUAUGCAUCUUCGUUUGAGAUUAAAAACUAUCUCAAAGCAGUUGCCAGGCGAUUCCGUCUGGACGAAAGCAUAUCGUAUAACCGCAAAGUGGUGUCGGCAACCUGGUCUGACGACACAAGCACCUGGACUGUCCAGACGAGCCAUGGAGACACUAUAGAGUCCGAAAUUCUCGUCAACGCAGGGGGCAUCUUGAACAACCCACAAAUGCCAAACAUAGAGGGUCUGGAUACAUUUACCGGGCCAACUGUACACACUGCCGCGUGGGACUCGUCCGUCCAUCUUGAGGGCAAGACCGUUGCCAUCAUUGGAUCUGGCGCAAGCUCCAUCCAAGUGCUUCCUCAGCUCCAGGCCAAGUGCAAGCAUAUCAACGUGUAUAUCCGCACGCCGUCUUGGAUCUGCCCGCCGGUUGUUGUACCCAAUGCCGGCAACAGCAAUUACACCUACCAAGACGAGGAGAGGGAAUUGUUCAGGGAGGAUGAAGGACAUUACAUCCACUUGCGGAAAGACAUCGAAUCGCGGUUUAAUAGCAUGUUUGGUGCAUUUUUCAAGCUAAACCCAGAGCAACAGGAUAUGCGGAAUCGAUUUGAAGCGCGCAUGAGAUGUAUUAUAAAAGAUGAGGAGCUGCAAAGGCGACUUAUCCCGUCCUUUGAGGCUGGAUGCCGCCGUAUCAACCCGGGGGAGCAGUACCUUAUUUCCAUCCAGGAACCCAAUGUUGAGCCUGUUUUUGACCCAAUUCAACGGGUGACACCAACCGGCAUCGUUGCGGGAGGAGUGGACUAUCCGGCCGAUGUCAUAGUCGCGGCAACAGGGUUCAAUACAAGUUUCCGACCGAGGUUCCCCAUCAUCGGCCGGAAAGGACUCAACUUACAGGAUAUAUGGGGGAAGGAUCCAAUCUCGUACUUUGGAACCGGUGUCUCUGGCUUCCCAAACUAUCUCGUCUACUUGGGCCCGAAUACACCCAUUUCCAAUGGCAGCCUCAUGGGGCCGUUGGAAGCAACAAGUGACUACUUUAUUCGUCUUCUCCAACGAAUGAUUAGACAUGGCGCGCUCGCCUUUGACGUACACCCAGGUGCGCAAGAAGAUUUUGACAAGCACACCAAGAGUUUCAUGAAAGGAAUGGUGUGGACGGGCACAUGCCGCAGCUGGUUUAAGCGGGCAGACGACGGCAAGGUGACGGCUCUGUGGCCAGGAAGCUCGCUCCAUUACAUGCAGUGCCUUGCCGAGGACCGAUGGGAAGAUUACGAAUGGAGGUACGACAGGGAGCGCUUUGCGUACUGGAAAAAUGGCUUCUCUUGGAUCGAGAGACCUGGCGCGGAUCAAAUGGGGCUGCAAGCACAGCGGUCAAUGGAAGCCAUGACGACUCUGCCGCGCAGCACGUCGGAUUUGGCCUUUUACAUAGGCAAGGCGGAAAACCUCUCGCCGUGGGAAAUGUCAUCAAACGGCGAGAGUCCUGUUGACAGCAUCGAGAACAUCAAGUCUGCCGAGGCAAAGAGCCUGGGAGAGCACGAUGGUCUCGCUAGAGACGAGGAGGUAGCUGCUGCUGCGGACCACUUUUGUAUCACGGUCCCAGUUUAG